Messenger RNA from Struthio camelus australis, 709 nucleotides. The record is from RefSeq and is a predicted model, not a curated record. Lineage: Eukaryota; Metazoa; Chordata; Aves; Struthioniformes; Struthionidae.
AUGACAAGGCUGGGUUCCCUGCUCUCCAGCUACGGCUGGUACAUCCUCUUGGCCUGUGUCGCCAUCUAUCUCCUCAUCCAGAAGGUAUCCCAAAGCAUGGCAGUCCGGCGGAGCAGCCAGCCAGCAGCAGCUGAUGCAGCUGUCGAACCAGACGUGGUGGUAAAAAGGCAGGAAGCUUUGGCAGCAGCUCGCCUCAGGAUGCAAGAAGAGUUGAAUGCACAAGCAGAAAGAUACAAAGAAAAGCAGAGACAGCUUGAAGAAGAGAAACGAAGGCAGAAGAUAGCAAUGUGGGAAAGUAUGCAAGAGGGAAAAAGCUACAAAGGAAACCUGAAACUGAACCAGCAAGAAUUAGAAUCUGGUGCCUCCACCUCUUCGACAGUCUCAAAACCUAAACCAAACAAAAAGCCUUUGCGGAGUGGUGGCUAUAACCCUCUGUCCGGAGAAGGAGGUGGAACUUGUUCCUGGAGACCAGGUCGCAGAGGCCCAUCAGCAGGUGGAUGAGGCUAACCUCCCUAGUGUCUAAUAUCACUAGCAGGCUUAAUCUUACCCACUGUCUAACUGCCUACAGUUUGCAUGUCACAGUGACUCCUUUGGGAUUUGGUUUAGUGCGGGUGUUGGCUUGAAAACAGAUGUACAUGAGUUCCAGGUAUUAACACAGCAACUGAUACUGCACAAGAAAAAUACUCGAUCCCCUUUAAAAAGCUGGUGA